This is a messenger RNA of Penicillium atrosanguineum, 1401 nucleotides long. RefSeq lists its product as uncharacterized. The transcript is spliced from 3 exons. The record is from RefSeq and is a predicted model, not a curated record. Lineage: Eukaryota; Fungi; Ascomycota; Eurotiomycetes; Eurotiales; Aspergillaceae. Bases 1 to 1401 code for a protein of 466 amino acids.
AUGUUCCCCAAGGCUAUAAUCCUCUUCCCAGCGCUUGCGCUGGCAUCGAUAACAAUCGAGGACCCCUCAGAUGUGAUCAAGCCUACCUGGUGGAAGGCAGACAAUGUCAUCAUCCCGGAUUAUGAUAUUGCGAUGAUAAGUACACAACCGUCGGACAUUGAGGCUACUCACAAGGUCGACGACAAAAGUGGCAGCGCAGACCAUGUUACCUGGACGGCCACCGCCAAUGAUACCAGCGUUCUUCUGGUAGCCAAUGAUGCCGAUUUCACCGGGUCCUAUAUCAAUUUCAAGAAGAGCGGGUACGCGACCAAUCUGAACACCGCGAGUUUCUGGGGAUUCAAUGCAGCAAUCAAUGUGGCUAAUGCUUCCACUGCUGUCUUCGAUAAUGUCAAUGUUACUGUACACAAUGGAGCAGCCCAGUUCUACUCCUACGGUACUGACACCGUGAUCAAUGUCACCAACUCCUGGCUAUACUCCUCUGGACCAAUCAGUCAUGGUCUGUACGCAGCUGGUAAUGGAACCAUUCACGGCAAGAAUCUGCAGGUCUAUUCUGGUGGAAAGCGGUCUUCCAGUUUCUCUGGAGAUUCGCCCGGUGGCUAUAUCUACGUUGAGGACAGUAUUGCGCACGCAGCAGGCAUUGGCUCAGCUACCUUCUAUGCAUUGGGACUGAUCGAUGCGAAGAAUGUGGUCAGUCUGUCCGAGAAUGGCCCUGUAGUCUUCUCGGAUGGAGCACAGACGGCUACGUUGGUCAACUGUGACUGCACCGCAGGAUUGUUGGGAGGCGUGGCUAUGUUCAGCAGCUCUACGCGCAAUAGUGGUGCAGUGCUGAACUUGACAGAUACCAAGUUCACUACCCUUGGAAAGGCCAUGCCUGGACUGUGGUUUGGAAACUUGAUUGCCGAUGCUUACUUGAACAAUGCCGAACUCAACACUAAGUCGGGAAUCCUCGUUGUGGCCAACUACUCUCAGAUCACUCAAGACUUUGACUAUUAUGCCGAUUAUGAUGACAACAACAGCCUGAAGCCUGCUGAGGUGACCAUUGCCAUCACCGAGUCAGAUUUGAAGGGCGACCUUGUUGCAUACAACGGCAGCUACAUUGGCUGGUCUCUCAGCAAGUACAGCACCUGGACCGGCGCCGCUUACUCGGGCUACAAGGAAGCCACCUUUGACGUGAGCCUGGACUCGACCAGUACCUGGACCAUGACUGCGGAUACUACCGUACAGAACUUCACCAAUUCUCUGUCCAGCCUAGAGAACAUCUAUAGUCAUGGCCACACUUUGUACUACAACUCGACUGUUAGCACCUGGCUGAAAGGUAAAAGCGUUCGUCUGUCUGGCGGAGGUUAUGCGCGACCUAUUUCGAAAACUUCGAGUCGAGUUCAACGAUCAUACAAGGCUUGA